Messenger RNA from Trypanosoma theileri, 708 nucleotides. RefSeq names its product putative Adenine phosphoribosyltransferase. Lineage: Eukaryota; Euglenozoa; Kinetoplastea; Trypanosomatida; Trypanosomatidae. Gene Ontology annotation, cellular component: cytoplasm. Bases 1 to 708 code for a protein of 235 amino acids. The transcript has a single exon. The record is from RefSeq and is a predicted model, not a curated record. Gene Ontology annotation, biological process: AMP salvage; adenine salvage. Gene Ontology annotation, molecular function: AMP binding; adenine phosphoribosyltransferase activity; adenine binding.
AUGGCUCUUGUUGAGAUCACUCCAUACAACUACACCCUCGCGCGCAAUUCACCUUUACAUGCGCAGAUUCAAAAAGCAUACAGAUGGUACUCACCCAAGUUUUCUCCUCACGACGUUCCUCGUUUUGCAGAUGUUGGGAGUAUUACGGAAAACCCACUCGUGAUGCGUUCAAUACGUGACUUUCUUGUGCAACGAUACAAAAGUUUUCCACAACCUCCUACACAUAUUAUGGGAUUCGAUGCGCGUGGCUUUCUUUUUGGACCUCUAAUUGCAGUGGAACUAGGAAUACCUUUUGUGCUCAUGCGAAAGGCGAACAAGAAUGCGGGUGUUCUCAUUAAGAGUGAACCCUACGAAAAAGAGUACAAGGAGGUAGAACCAGAAGUCAUGACGAUUCGUCUUGGAAGUAUUGACAAGAAUUCACGUGUUGUGCUGGUGGAUGACGUCCUCGCGACAGGAGGAACUGCACUUUCUGGUCUUCAGCUUGCUGAAGCAAGUGGCGCUACUGUUCUUGAGGUAGUUUCGCUGCUUCAACUCACAUUCCUAAAGGGUGUGGAGUUGUCACAUUCAUACCGCAAUGGUCGCUACAGCAAGAUUCCAUUUUUUUCAUUCGUGGAUGAGACUGCGUUAACAGAUGAGAAUUGUGGAGAUCUGUUGAACUAUACUGGUAAACGUGCGAUAAGUUGCAGUGAGGCGUUGAGCAAACUAUAA